AUGGCCGCGGACGUGAGAGGGAAGAUUGCCGUGGAGGAGGCGGAAGCUUCUGUGCCAAAGCAGGAGAGCAAGGCGCAUCACUACAAGGGCUUUGUGGCGGGCGUCUUCAGUGGCAUAGCCAAGCUCACAGUUGGGCAUCCAUUUGAUACAGUCAAGGUCCGGCUGCAGACAACAGACCCGACUCGCUUCAAAGGUCCUCUACAGUGUGUUCUUCAGACAGUCCGCAAUGAGGGCUUCCGAGGGCUGUACAAGGGCGCGUCACCGCCGUUGGUGGGAUGGAUGUUUAUGGACUCGGUCAUGCUGGGUUCAUUGACAGUGUACCGCCGACUUCUAUCCGAUCACGUCUUUCACGUACAGCCGGGUUCUACCACAGGGAGGACGUCACUUCCGUCGUACGGACACGGCAUCGCGGGUAUCGCUGCAGGCUCGACAGUUAGCUUCAUCGCGGCGCCGGUUGAACACAUCAAGGCGCGGCUGCAGAUUCAGUACGCCGCUCAAAAGGCCGACAGACUGUACGCGGGACCCAUCGACUGUCUCCGCAAGAUCUAUCGGUAUCACGGGGUUCAGGGCGUAUACCACGGACUAUCGGCGACACUGCUCUUCCGGUCAUUCUUCUUCUUCUGGUGGGCCAGCUACGAUGUUCUCUCGCGGAUAUUGAGGGAGCGGACGAACCUCAGCGCGCCAGCCGUCAACUUUUGGGCGGGUGGAUUGAGCGCGCAGGCUUUCUGGCUAACGAGUUAUCCGAGCGACGUGGUCAAGCAGCGCAUCAUGACAGACCCCCUAGGAGGAGGCCUGAAUGAUGGAGUUAGGAGGUUCCCGCGGUGGAAGGAUGCCGCGGCGGCUGUGUAUAGGGAGGCAGGAUGGAAGGGAUACUGGAGGGGGUUUGUGCCGUGCUUUCUGAGGGCGUUCCCGGCGAAUGCCAUGGCGUUGGUUGCAUUUGAGGGUGUCAUGAGGGCGUUGCCAUGA
This is a messenger RNA of Fusarium falciforme, 966 nucleotides long. RefSeq lists its product as hypothetical. The record is from RefSeq and is a predicted model, not a curated record. Bases 1 to 966 code for a protein of 321 amino acids. Gene Ontology annotation, biological process: transmembrane transport. The transcript has 2 exons. NCBI's taxonomy places the organism in Eukaryota, Fungi, Ascomycota, Sordariomycetes, Hypocreales, Nectriaceae. Gene Ontology annotation, molecular function: transmembrane transporter activity.